AUGGGGGUGAAGUCAGGGCAAGAACCCAAGCAGACACCAUGGGAGAAACCUGCUUCUUACACAGCCAGACGCACCGUCUGGAGACUGGCGCUGCCCAUGCUGGAGUGGGUUUCCACCAUUGUUACAACGUUGCACGUGACUGUGCAAGAUGACAACAACAUCACUGUGUCUUUAGAAGCUUCCGAUAUCGUCAGCCCGGCCUCCGUCUAUGUGGUGAGGGUAGCUGGCGAGUCCAAAAACUAUUUCUUCGAAUUUGAGGAAUUCAACAGCACGUUGCCUCCGCCUGUGGUCUUUAAGGCCACUUAUCAUGGUCUCUAUUACAUCAUCUCUCUGGUGGUGGUCAACGGGAAUGUGGUCACCAAACCCUCCAGAUCAGUCACCGUGUUGACAAAACCUUUGCCUGUAACCAGUGUCUCCAUAUACGACUAUAAACCUUCUCCUGAAACAGGGGUACUGUUUGAAAUUCACUAUCCGGAAAAAUACAACGUAUUCAGCAGAGUGAACAUCAGCUAUUGGGAAGGGAGAGACUUCAGGACUAUGCUGUACAAAGACUUCUUUAAGGGGAAAACAGUAUUUAAUCACUGGCUCCCAGGGAUAUGUUACAGCAACAUCACCUUCCAGCUGGUAUCUGAGGCAACUUUUAAUAAAAGUACUCUUGUGGAGUACAGUGGUGUGAGCCACGAACCCAAACACCACCGAACGGCUCCGUAUCCUCCUCGAAACAUCUCUGUUCGCUUUGUCAACUUGAACAAGAACAACUGGGAAGAGCCAAGCGGAAGCUUCCCCGAGGACUCCUUCAUCAAACCACAAGAUUCAAUCAGAAGGGACAGACUCUUCCAUUUCCCCGAAGAAACUCCAGGGACUCCCCCCAGCAACGUGUCUUCCGGUUGGCCUGACCCAAACAGCACCGACUAUGAAAGCACUUCUCAACCCUACUGGUGGGACAGUUCUUCGGCAACCCCUGAAAACGAGGAGGACUUUGUCAGUGUGCUGCCCGUGGUGGACUAUGACAGCGACACCACACUCAGCAGGACAGAGAAGCCCACGUCUGACCCUUUCUCUGCCUUCCCCGUGCAGAUGACACUGAGCUGGCUACCACCAAAACCGCCUACAGCCUUCGAUGGGUUCAAUAUCCUCAUAGAGAGGGAAGAGAACUUUACUGACUAUUUGACCGUGGAUGAAGAAGCCCAUGAAUUUGUUGCAGAACUGAAGGAGCCUGGGAAAUAUAAACUCUCUGUGACAACCUUUAGUUCCUCAGGAUCCUGUGAGACUCGGAAAAGCCAGUCAGCAAAGUCACUCAGCUUUUACAUCAGUCCCUCAGGAGAGUGGAUUGAAGAACUGACUGAGAAACCACAACAAGUGAGUGUCCAUGUCUUAAGCUCAACUACAGCCUUGAUGUCGUGGACAUCUUCCCAGGAGAACUACAACAGCACCAUUGUGUCUGUGGUGUCCCUGACCUGCCAGAAACAGAAGGAGAGCCAGCGGCUGGAGAAGCAGUAUUGCACCCAGGUGAACUCAAGCAAGCCUGUUAUUGAGAAUCUGGUUCCCGGUGCCCAGUACCAGGUUGUGAUGUACCUAAGAAAAGGCCCUUUGAUUGGACCACCUUCUGAUCCUGUGACAUUUGCCAUUGUUCCCACUGGGAUAAAGGAGUUAAUGCUCUACCCCUUGGGUCCCACGGCUGUAGUGCUGAGCUGGACCCGACCUUACUUGGGAGUGUUCAGAAAAUACGUGGUUGAAAUGUUUUAUUUCAACCCCACCACCAUGACCUCAGAGUGGACGACCUACUACGAAAUAGCAGCGACGGUCUCCUUAACAGCAUCCGUGAGAAUAGCAAAUCUGUUGCCAGCCUGGUACUACAACUUUCGGGUAACCAUGGUGACAUGGGGAGAUCCAGAACUGAGCUGUUGUGACAGUUCCACCAUCAGCUUCAUAACAGCCCCUGUGGCUCCAGACAUCACCUCCGUGGAGUACUUCAACAGCCUGCUGUACAUCAGUUGGACCUAUGGGGAUGAGCACACUGACCUGUCCCAUUCUAGAAUGCUGCAUUGGAUGGUGGUUGCAGAAGGGAGGAAGAAGAUUAAGAAGAGUGUAACACGCAACGUCAUGACUGCCAUUCUCAGCCUGCCUCCAGGAGACAUCUACAACCUCUCUGUCACAGCCUGCACGGAGAGAGGGAGCAACACCUCCAUGCUCCGCCUUGUCAAGCUAGAACCAGCCCCUCCGAAGUCACUCUUUGCAGUGAACAAAACACAGACGUCGGUGACCCUGCUGUGGGUGGAGGAGGGUGUUGCUGAUUUUUUCGAAGUCCUCUGUCAACAGCUCGGCUCCAGCCAUGACGCCAAACUCCAGGAACCGAUAGCUGUUUCCUCCCAUGUUGUCACCAUCUCCAGCCUCCUUCCGGCCACGGCCUACAACUGCAGCGUCACCAGCUUCAGCCACGACAGUCCCAGUGUCCCUACAUUCAUAGCUGUCUCCACAAUGGUUACCGAGAUGAACCCUAACGUGGUGGUGAUCUCCGUGCUGGCCAUCCUCAGCACCCUUUUAAUUGGACUGCUCUUAGUGACACUCAUCAUUCUCAGAAAGAAGCAUCUGCAGAUGGCUAGGGAGUGUGGAGCCGGUACCUUUGUCAAUUUUGCGUCCCUGGAGAGGGAAGGGAAACUUCCUUACAGUUGGCGUAGGAGUGUGUUUGCUUUCUUAACCCUGCUGCCUUCAUGUCUUUGGACUGACUAUCUUUUGGCAUUUUAUAUUAACCCUUGGAGCAAAAAUGGCUUAAAGAAGAGGAAACUGACUAACCCAGUUCAGCUGGAUGACUUUGACUCUUACAUCAAGGAUAUGGCUAAGGACUCUGACUACAAAUUCUCUCUUCAGUUUGAGGAGCUGAAAUUGAUCGGACUGGACAUUCCACACUUCGCCGCAGAUCUGCCACUGAACCGAUGUAAAAACCGUUACACAAACAUCCUGCCAUAUGACUUCAGCCGAGUGAGACUAGUCUCCAUGAAUGAAGAGGAAGGAGCAGACUACAUUAAUGCCAACUAUAUUCCUGGAUACAACUCACCACAGGAGUACAUCGCCACGCAGGGACCACUGCCGGAAACCAGAAACGACUUCUGGAAGAUGGUCCUACAGCAGAAGUCUCCUAUCAUUGUCAUGCUCACCCAGUGCAACGAGAAAAGGAGGGUAAAAUGUGACCACUACUGGCCAUUCACAGAAGAACCCAUCACUUAUGGAGAUAUCACCGUAGAGAUGAUCUCGGAGGAUGAGCAGGACGACUGGGCCAGCAGACACUUCCGGAUCAAUUAUGCUGACGAGGCCCAGGAUGUGAUGCACUUUAACUACACGGCCUGGCCCGAUCACGGUGUGCCUCCUGCAAAUGCUGCCGAAAGCAUCCUGCAGUUUGUAUACAUGGUCCGACAGCAAGCCACCAAGAGCAAAGGGCCCAUGAUCAUCCACUGCAGUGCGGGUGUGGGACGAACAGGAACCUUCAUUGCCCUGGACAGGCUCUUGCAGCACAUUCGAGAUCAUGAAUUUGUGGACAUCUUAGGACUGGUGUCAGAAAUGAGAUCAUACCGGAUGUCAAUGGUACAGACAGAGGAGCAGUACAUUUUUAUCCAUCAGUGUGUGCAGCUGAUGUGGCUGAGGAAGAAGCAACAGUUCUGCAUCAGUGAUGUCAUCUACGAGAACGUCAGCAAGUCCUAG
Molecule: messenger RNA, 3696 nt
Organism: Cricetulus griseus (Chinese hamster)
Lineage: Eukaryota; Metazoa; Chordata; Mammalia; Rodentia; Cricetidae
Source: RefSeq, a predicted model, not a curated record